UCUGGGAGUGUCGACGAUGUCUCAUUCCAAGAUACCGGUUUUAGUCGAGAAAUAACAGAAAAUAAUACACUGUUCUCAAAUUCAACAGAACUCUCCGCUAACUGCAGUGGCAAGAUGAUUCACUUCCUGUUGCUCUUCAGCCGACAGGGGAAGUUGCGUCUGCAGAAGUGGUUCACCCCGCUCCCGGAGCGAGAGAAGAAGAAGGUGAUCAGGGACAUGACCCUGAUGGUGCUGGCCCGCCCACCACGCUCUUGCAACUUCCUGCAAUGGAGGGACCUCAAGAUCGUCUACAAGAGGUACGCCAGUCUUUAUUUCUGCUGUGGUCUGGAGGACCAGGACAAUGAGCUGCUGACCCUGGAGGUGCUACAUCGAUACGUGGAGCUUCUGGAUAAAUAUUUUGGCAAUGUGUGUGAGUUGGAUAUCAUAUUUAACUUUGAAAAGGCCUACUUCAUCCUGGAUGAGUUCCUAAUGGGAGGCGAGAUCCUGGAAACCUCCAAAAAAGCUGUAGGGACCUCCAUAGAGGAAGCAGACUCCCAACAGGAGACAAUGGAGGAAUACAUGAGUAAGCCUACAUACUGACAUACAAGAACAUUUAAGACAUAUCGAGAUUGAGAAUUGAGAAUACUUUGACACAGGUGUUUUUACGAUUUGUUUCUACAAAAAUUUGACUUUGAAUUUACAUUUGUAUCUGUUAGAUUAUUUGUAUCAAGCAAGUGUGUGUUACUUUCACAGAAUUACUGUGCGGGGGAAAAUGUGUUGCGAGAAUUGUAAUAGGAGAUAUCUCUGUUAUAUUCUUCUGUUGUGUGCGAUACCUGUGAAAAGUUGAUUAUCUUAGUGACAUGUUUGUCUUUCACGUUUAAUUCGAUUACUGCCUCUGCAUUCACUACAUUUGUGAAAUGUCUUAGGGUUGAUAACUUACCUUUUCAAAUGCUUUUAUUAAAAAUUAUUUUACUUCUUAGUGUCCUCUGAAUACUAUAGGUUUAAUAAAAUAAUAUCAGUGUAAAUACUGUCACACUGAUGUUUUUGCUUUAGUUUGUCUCCACCUGUUGUUGAUAAAGGGAAUCCAUGAAUGUGGGGCCUGGGGCUAAAACACCAGUAGAUGGUACUUCUUUAUAUAUCCAAGGGCAAAUUGUGGCAUUGCAGCAGGUAAAAGAUGAAAUAGGAAUAGGCAAUACAAUACAAUACAGAUUACCGAUACUAUAAUGCUAAUAUGCAAAACAAAAUAGCCUAUAUAAGUAUUCUAGCCUAGUAUAUAUAGCCUAUAAUAGUUUUUUGUUUUCACUUUUCCAAUUGUUAACUGGAUUGUCCAACAGGUCCAUAUUAAGAAUACAAUCUGCUCAUUUCCAUAAUAAAUUCCAACUUGGUUUGUGUUCUCUAAAAAAGGAAACAUUACGCAGUAAGGAAAAAAUAAAGUCAAU
Messenger RNA from Osmerus eperlanus (European smelt), 1418 nucleotides. It is a transcript of the gene ap1s3a, whose product is annotated as adaptor related protein complex 1 subunit sigma 3a. The transcript has 5 exons. NCBI's taxonomy places the organism in Eukaryota, Metazoa, Chordata, Actinopteri, Osmeriformes, Osmeridae. Gene Ontology annotation, molecular function: clathrin-cargo adaptor activity. The record is from RefSeq and is a predicted model, not a curated record. Gene Ontology annotation, cellular component: AP-1 adaptor complex; membrane coat; intracellular membrane-bounded organelle. Gene Ontology annotation, biological process: vesicle-mediated transport; intracellular protein transport. Bases 115 to 579 code for a protein of 154 amino acids.